CAAACAUCCAAUUUUGUCAAUAUGUGCAAGCCAAUACAAUGUCAAACCUGCCUCCUUUCUACCUGGAUCGGCUGCGGUCUCCACAUCCCAACCGCCAUGGCUGGCACCCCUAAGGCUAGCCGGUGCACCUGUGUCGAUGCCACUACUGGUAUUCAAGGUGAAUUUCCACCAAAGUAUGGUACCGGUGUGGCCAAGGCCUAAAAUUGAUGGCGAUAACCAGAUGAAUUGGCCACUAGGGGAGUAAAUUAGAUUCUAUCGGGUAGGUGAAAAUGAGAUGCGAGUCAUGCUCUGAAUCUUCCAAGCUUGUAGGAAAAAGGUAGCAUAAAGUUGUUGUGAGCGUUGGUGCUUCUAUGAGUCAACCGGUUUACUGAUGACAAUAGGAGAACCCCCACGGCGAGAGCCGAACUCGCAAUCCUUUAAUUAAAAGUCAAAUACGUUGAUUGUGCAGGCAUCUGACGACCUACUCAACCCACGAAGAAAAAUCUUGGAUGUAGAUUCUUUCAAAAGCAAUCUGGAGAACAGUCACCGUGCUAAAUGAGCCUCAACUGGUUUCCU
Molecule: messenger RNA, 555 nt
Organism: Babjeviella inositovora NRRL Y-12698
Lineage: Eukaryota; Fungi; Ascomycota; Pichiomycetes; Serinales
Exons: 2
Coding region: 22-201 (59 amino acids)
Source: RefSeq, a predicted model, not a curated record